Callithrix jacchus (white-tufted-ear marmoset) is the source of this 8274-nucleotide messenger RNA. It is a transcript of the gene PIK3R4, whose product is annotated as phosphoinositide-3-kinase regulatory subunit 4. Gene Ontology annotation, biological process: autophagy of peroxisome; late endosome to vacuole transport; protein targeting to vacuole. NCBI's taxonomy places the organism in Eukaryota, Metazoa, Chordata, Mammalia, Primates, Cebidae. Gene Ontology annotation, cellular component: phosphatidylinositol 3-kinase complex, class III, type II; late endosome; phosphatidylinositol 3-kinase complex, class III, type I. Gene Ontology annotation, molecular function: protein binding; ATP binding; protein serine/threonine kinase activity. The record is from RefSeq and is a predicted model, not a curated record.
ACUUCCGUUCGGCGACAGGAAGUGAGGUAAGACCGGCUGCUUUCCCGCGAGUUCGGCGUUUGCGGAGGCUGUAGCAGCCGAAGUAUAGUGUUUUCCUGGGACUGGCGGUCUCUGCCUUUCUCCUGGGUUUCAUAUCUCUCCGUCCGGUGGCGCGGCCCUGGAGGAGGGCUCGGAAGGGUCUAGCAAUCAGCGCUAGAGGAAGACGAGGCCGGGGAAUGCAUGGCCCCCGGGCAGGUUAGGGGGCUGGAGAGGGCAAAUUACGGAGUACCUGCGGAAACUCUUUAGUGUGGCUUCUCUCUGCUGAGGCCCCGAGAGCUUCCCCAAUUCUCCUCCCAGGACCACCGGGGUUCCUGAAGAUUGCGACUUUUCUGUGCCCCUCCCCCAACAGCCCAUCCCAUGCCUAUGAAGAAAGACCCUUCGUAGAGAUAACUUCCCCCGCUGCUGAGGCGUUUUUCCGUCCGGUCCCCGAAGUAGUCUACUGUGACCUCGUUGUGAGCCUCUGAACGAUUUUUGACACUCUCCCGAAGCCUGGGGUAUUGUAUCCUAACCUUACUGACCCAGAGGUGCUUGCCAUUAUGGGAAAUCAACUUGCUGGCAUUGCUCCCUCCCAGAUCCUUUCUGUGGAGAGUUAUUUUUCAGAUAUUCAUGACUUUGAAUAUGAUAAAAGCCUGGGGAGUACUCGGUUUUUUAAAGUUGCUCGAGCCAAGCAUCGAGAAGGCCUGGUCGUUGUGAAGGUUUUUGCAAUUCAGGAUCCCACAUUGCCUUUAACUAGCUAUAAACAAGAACUGGAGGAACUGAAAAUCAGGCUUAAUUCUGCACAGAAUUGUCUGCCUUUCCAGAAAGCAUCAGAAAAAGCAUCUGAGAAAGCAGCUAUGCUUUUUAGGCAGUAUGUGCGAGACAAUCUCUAUGAUCGCAUCAGUACCCGUCCAUUCUUGAAUAACAUUGAGAAGCGCUGGAUCGCUUUCCAGAUCCUGACAGCUGUGGACCAAGCACACAAGUCUGGAGUUCGUCAUGGGGACAUCAAGACUGAGAAUGUGAUGGUCACCAGUUGGAAUUGGGUUCUUCUAACAGAUUUUGCCAGUUUUAAACCCACUUAUCUUCCAGAAGACAACCCAGCAGAUUUCAAUUAUUUCUUUGACACAUCACGGAGGAGAACUUGCUAUAUUGCUCCUGAACGGUUUGUUGAUGGUGGGAUGUUUGCCACUGAGUUAGAGUAUAUGAGAGAUCCUUCAACUCCACUUGUAGACUUAAAUAGCAAUCAGAGAACCAGAGGCGAGUUGAAGAGAGCAAUGGACAUCUUUUCAGCAGGUUGUGUGAUAGCUGAGCUUUUUACAGAAGGUGUCCCAUUAUUUGAUCUCUCUCAACUUUUGGCUUAUAGAAAUGGGCAUUUUUUCCCUGAACAAGUGCUAAACAAAAUUGAAGAUCGCAGCAUCAGAGAAUUGGUAACUCAGAUGAUUCACCGUGAGCCAGAUAAACGUUUAGAGGCAGAAGAUUACUUAAAGCAGCAGCGUGGCAAUGCUUUUCCUGAAAUAUUUUACACUUUUCUUCAGCCCUACAUGGCCCAGUUUGCCAAGGAAACGUUUCUUUCUGCAGAUGAGCGUAUUCUGGUUAUACGGAAGGAUUUGGGCAAUAUUGUUCACAACCUCUGUGGACAUGAUGUGCCAGAAAAAGCUGAAGGAGAGCCUAAGGAAAAUGGGCUGGUUAUCUUGGUAUCUGUUAUAACAUCCUGCUUACAGACGCUUAAAUACUGUGAUUCCAAACUAGCUGCUUUGGAACUUAUUCUUCAUUUGGCUCCAAGAUUAAGUGUUGAAAUCCUUUUGGAUCGUAUUACUCCAUAUCUUUUGCAUUUUAGCAAUGACACUGUUCCUAGAGUGAGAGCUGAAGCUUUGAGGACAUUGACCAAAGUUCUUGCUCUCGUCAAAGAGGUUCCUCGCAAUGAUAUCAAUAUUUAUCCGGAAUAUAUUCUGCCAGGCAUAGCUCACUUGGCCCAAGAUGAUGCUACUAUCGUUAGACUAGCCUAUGCUGAAAACAUAGCUCUGCUGGCAGAAACAGCUCUGAGAUUUCUGGAAUUAGUACAGUUAAAAAAUCUUAAUAUGGAAAAUGACCCCAAUAAUGAAGAAAUAGAUGAAGUUACACAUCCAAAUGGAAAUUAUGACACAGAGCUUCAAGCCUUACAUGAAAUGGUUCAGCAGAAAGUUGUUACUUUGCUAAGUGACCCUGAAAAUAUUGUAAAACAAACCUUAAUGGAAAAUGGAAUAACACGGCUAUGUGUAUUCUUUGGACGUCAGAAAGCCAAUGAUGUUUUGUUGUCCCACAUGAUUACUUUCCUAAAUGAUAAGAAUGAUUGGCAUCUACGUGGAGCAUUUUUUGAUAGUAUAGUUGGUGUUGCUGCCUAUGUUGGCUGGCAAAGCUCCUCAAUUCUUAAGCCCCUGCUGCAACAAGGCCUUAGUGAUGCUGAGGAAUUUGUUAUUGUGAAAGCUCUUUAUGCCCUUACUUGUAUGUGCCAGUUAGGAUUGCUGCAAAAACCCCAUGUUUACGAAUUUGCCAGUGAUAUUGCCCCCUUCCUGUGUCAUCCCAAUUUAUGGAUACGCUAUGGUGCUGUGGGAUUUAUCACAGUGGUAGCUCAUCGAAUAAGUACAGCUGAUGUCUACUGUAAACUGAUGCCUUAUCUUGACCCAUACAUUACCCAACCAAUAAUACAGAUUGAAAGAAAACUUGUUCUUCUCAGUGUUUUAAAGGAACCAGUAAGCCGUUCUAUAUUUGAUUAUGCUUUGAGGUCUAAAGAUAUUACUAGCUUGUUCAGACAUCUUCACAUGCGUCAGAAGAAACGAAAUGGGUCUCUUCCUGACUGCCCUCCACCAGAGGAUCCUGCCAUAGCACAGCUUCUGAAGAAACUGCUCUCACAGGGAAUGACAGAGGAAGAGGAAGACAAGCUUCUGGCACUGAAAGACUUCAUGAUGAAAUCUAAUAAAGCAAAGGCGAAUAUAGUGGAUCAGAGCCAUCUUCAUGAUAGUAGUCAGAAAGGUGUAAUUGACUUGGCAGCUUUAGGCAUAACUGGGAGACAAGUUGAUCUCAUUAAAACCAAACAAGAACCAGAUGACAAACGUGCUAGAAAACAUGUAAAACAAGACUCAAAUGUAAAUGAAGAAUGGAAAAGCAUGUUUGGGUCACUGGAACCACCAAACAUGCCACAGGCCCUACCUAAAGGGAGUGACCAGGAGGCGAUUCAGACUGGGAAGCCUCCUCGUUCUGAGUCUUCUGCUGGCAUUUGUGUCCCUUUGUCAACUUCUCCACAGGUUCCAGAAGUAACAACUGUCCAAAAUAAGAAACCAGUAAUACCAGUUUUAAGUAGUACAAUCUUACCAUCCACCUAUCAGAUUCGGAUUACAACUUGUAAAACUGAACUUCAGCAACUUAUUCAACAGAAGCGGGAGCAGUGCAAUGCUGAGAGAAUAGCCAAGCAGAUGAUGGAAAAUGCUGAAUGGGAGAGUAAACCACCACCACCAGGAUGGCGUCCUAAAGGACUAUUAGUUGCCCAUCUGCAUGAGCAUAAAUCUGCUGUGAAUCGAAUUAGAGUCUCUGAUGAACACUCACUUUUUGCAACAUGUUCAAAUGAUGGCACAGUGAAAAUUUGGAACAGUCAAAAGAUGGAGGGGAAGACCACCACUACCAGAUCUAUUCUUACAUAUAGCCGAAUUGGAGGACGAGUCAAGACGCUCACAUUCUGCCAAGGCUCCCACUAUUUAGCCAUAGCAUCUGAUAAUGGUGCUGUCCAGCUUCUUGGAAUUGAGGCUUCUAAGCUACCCAAGUCUCCUAAAAUCCAUCCUCUACAAAGCAGAAUUCUAGAUCAGAAGGAGGACGGUUGUGUUGUGGAUAUGCAUCACUUCAACUCUGGGGCGCAGUCUGUUCUUGCCUAUGCCACUGUGAAUGGCUCUCUGGUUGGCUGGGAUCUUAGGUCUUCAAGCAAUGCGUGGACUUUAAAGCAUGAUUUAAAGUCGGGCCUCAUCACUUCCUUUGCUGUGGACAUUCACCAAUGCUGGCUCUGCAUUGGUACAAGCAGUGGUACCAUGGCUUGUUGGGACAUGAGGUUCCAGUUGCCAAUUUCAAGUCACUGUCAUCCUUCCAGGGCUCGAAUCAGGCGCCUCUCGAUGCACCCUCUGUAUCAGUCCUGGGUGAUUGCAGCUGUUCAGGGCAACAAUGAAGUGUCCAUGUGGGACAUGGAGACUGGUGACAGAAGAUUCACUCUCUGGGCCAGCAGUGCACCACCACUUUCUGAAUUACAGCCUUCUCCUCAUAGUGUUCAUGGUAUCUACUGUAGUCCUGCAGAUGGAAAUCCUAUCCUGCUAACAGCUGGCUCAGAUAUGAAAAUAAGGUUUUGGGACUUGGCUUACCCAGAAAGGUCCUAUGUUGUUGCAGGAAGUACUAGUUCCCCAUCUGUGUCCUACUACAGGAAAAUAAUUGAAGGCACUGAAGUUGUCCAGAGUUUUUCGCUCUUGUUACCCAGGCUGGAGUGCAAUGGCGCGAUCUCGGCUCACCACAACCUCCGCCUCCUGGUUCAGGCAAUUCUCCUGCCUCAGCCUCCCGAGUAGCCAGGAUUACAGGCACGUGCCACCAUGCCCAGCUAAUUUUUUGUAUUUGUAGUAGAGACGGGGUUUCACCAUGUUGACCAGGAUGCUCUCGAUCUCUUGACCUCGUGAUCCAUCGCCUCGGCCUCCCAAAGUGCUGGGAUUACAGGCUUGAGCCACCGCGCCCGGCAACUCUCAUUAUUUCUAUCUUAUCUUUCCAAUUAGAUACAGGUUAGAUCUUUCCAUUUCAUUUUGUCUCUAAAACUCUUGAUCAUCUCUGCGUUCUAUUUCAGCAUUUUUUAUAGUUCAUUAUCCUUCUCUUCAGACACAUUUAGUACUCUGUUUACUCUUUCACUAAGUUUUACAAGUUUUGUUUUAAAUUGUGAAAUUCAAAGAAAAUUAGAAUGAGCAGAACCAUAAAUACCUGUGUAUCUUUCACCUGUAUUCUCUAACUGUUACUUUUUUUUUUUUUUUUUUUUUUUGAGACAGAGUUUUCGCUCUUGUUACCCAGGCUGGAGUGCAAUGGCGUGAUCUCGGCUCACCGCAACCUCUGCCUCCUGGGUUCAGGCAAUUCUCCUGUCCCAGCCUCCUGAGUAGCUGGGAUUACAGGCACAUGCCACCAUGCCCAGCUAAUUUUUUGUAUUUUUAGUAGAGACGGGGUUUCACCAUGUUGACCUGGAUGGUCUCGAUCUCUUGACCUCAUGAUCCACCCACCUCGGCCUCCCAAAGUGCUGGGAUUACAGACUUGAGCCAUGGCGCCCAGCCUAAACUGUUACUAUCUUGCUACUCUAUGUGUAUAUAUGUAUAUAAUGUACAUGUAUAUUCACACACACGUACCCUAUCCUACUUCCCUUUAGGAAAACCAUCAGAAGGCAGGCUGCAGCCCACAUCAUAUAUGUUACUCUUAAGUACAUCAGCAUACCUAUCUCAAGAACAAAGACAUUCUCCUAUAAAAACAUGAUACUAUUAUCACAUACGAGGAUAUUCACAUAAUAUCAUCCAACAUUGUUCAUACUCACAUUUUCCCGAUUGUUCCCCAAAUGUCAUUUCUAUUAGCUUUUUUCCAAUCUUAGAUCGAAUUAAGGUUCACACAAUUACAUCUGACCAUUUUAUCUCAUUAGUGUCUCCCAUUCUGUCACAGCACCCCAUGUCCCUCUCUUCUUCAUGAUAUGAAACCUAUAAACAGUGUAGGCAAGGUGUUCUGAAAAACAUUCUAGAUUCUGGACUCAUCCAGUGGUUUACACAUUAUUAGACUUGAAUCAAACAUCCUAUCUGAGGUCCAGCAAGAUGCUCACGGAAGUAAUGUUGCAUACCUCCCACUGCAUCCCCUUGGGAGGCACGUAACACCAGAUCUCCCCAUGUAAAGGCAAUCUGGAAAUGUAAACAUUUUCCUGUUUGUAAUUAGUAACUAGCAUGUGAGUAGUUCUGCAAGACUUGUUUAAACAGCCUGUUCUUCAACGACCUCAUGUUCCUCAACAACACAUUGUUUUGGCACUCUGUCAUGAUCAAAUAUUUGUUAUUAACAUUGUUAUUACAUUGUGAACCACAAACUGGGGAUUAUCUAAUUCUACCAUUCCUUCUACAUGUAUUAGCUAGCAUUGUUGUAUAAAGAAUCACCUUUUCUCUCUUCCUUUAUUUUGGGGGGUAUCUAUAUAAACUCGUGAAUUUUAAAAAUUCAAAGUGUUACAAUUCAUUAUAUUUAUACUUUCUAACAUUCAACUUACUCAAAAUUAGGCCAGUGGGAAUCCCAUCAAGACAUUUCCUUUGUUCUUUUCAAAAGACAUUGUUGGUUUUUAAUGAUUUUCUUGCUUUUUGGCAUAGCACGUUUUUCCAGCUGCAGUCUAAAAUCAGGACUUUCUCUAAGAAACUCUGGUUCCUUUUCAAGGUAGUUAGAAACCACAAUGUGGUCAUGAGGCAUGCUCACUGUCAUUGGGGUGUCCCAUUUGGGUGUUUUAUUUCAACACUUAGAUUUUCCAUUUUAAAAAACAAUUUGUCAGAUCAAUGUGGUCAUUUAAAGCAACUUCAGCAAGGUCUCAGGAUACAAAAUCAAUGUGCAAAAAUCACAAGCAUUCUUAUAUACCAAUAACAGAGAGCCAAAUCAAGAGUGAACUCCCAUUCACAAUUGCUACAAAGAGAAUAAAAUACCUAGGAAUACAACUAACAAAGGAUGUAAAGGACCUCUUCAAGGAGAACUACAAACCACUGCUCAACGAAAUAAGAGAGGACACAAACAGAUGGAGAAACAUUCCAUGCUCAUGGUUAGGAAGAAUCAAUAUCGUGAAAAUGGCCAUACCACCCAAAGUAAUCUAUAGAUUCAACACUAUCCCCAUCAAGCUACCAAUGACCUUCUUCACAGAACUGGAAAAAACCACUUUAAACUUCAUAUGGAAUCACAAAACCCUGCACAGCCAAGACAAUCCCAAGCAAAAAGAAAAAGGUGGAGGCAUCACGCUGCUGGACUUCAAACUAUACUACAAGGCUACAGUAAUCAAAACAGCAUGGUAUUGGUACCAAAACAGAGACAUAAACCAAUAGAACAGAACAGAGACUCCAGAAGAAACAGCACACAUCUACAACCAUCUGAUCUUCAACAAACCCGGCAAAAACAAGCAAUGGGGAAAGGACUCCAUGUUUAAUAAAUGGUGUUGGGAAAACUGGCUAGCAAUGUGCAGAAAGCAGAAAUUGGACCCCUACCUGUCACCUUACACUAAAAUUAACUCCAGAUGGAUCAAAGAUUUAAACAUAAAACCUAACACCAUAAAAACACUAGAAGAAAAUACAGGCAAACCAUCCAGGACAUAAGCAUAGGCAAGAACUUCAUGACUAAAAUACCAAAAGCAAUGGCAACAAAAGCCAGGAUAGACAAAUGGGACCUAAGUAAACUCCAGAGCUUCUGUACAGCAAAAGAAAUCAUCAUUAGAGUGAAUCGGCAACUAACAGAAUGGGAAAAAAAUUUUUGCAAUCUACCAAUCUGACAAAGGGCUAAUAUCCAGAAUCUACAAAGAACUAAAACAGAUAUACAAGAAAAAAACAACCCCAUUCAAAAGUGGACAAAGGAUAUGAACAGAUACUUUUCAAAAGAGGACAUAUAUGAGGCCAACAAAUAUGAAAAAAUGCUCAUCAUCACUAGUCGUUAGAGAAAUGCACAUCAAAAGCACACAGAUAUCUCACGCCAGUUAGAAUGGUGAUCAUUAAAAAAUCUGGAGACAACAGAUAUGGGAGAGGAUGUGGAGAAAUAGGAACACUCUUACAUGUUGGUGGGAGUGUAAGUUAGUUCAACCAUUGUGGAAGACAGUGUGGCUAUUUCUCAAGAAUCUAGAAAUAGAAAUUCCAUUUGACCCAGCAAUCCCACUACUGGGUAUAUAUCCAAAGGAUUAUAAAUCGUUCUACUAUAGAGACACAUGCACACGAAUGUUAAUUGCAGCCCUGUGUAAUAGCAAACACCUGGAACCAACCCAAAUGCUCAUCAAUGAUAGACUGGACAAAGAAAAUGUGGUACAUAUACACCAUGGAAUACUAUGCAGCCAUAAAAAACGAGUUUGUGUCCUUUGUAGGGACUUGGAUGAAUCUGGAAACCAUUAUUCUCAUCAAACUGACACAAGAACAGAAAGCCAACCAUCAUAUGUUCUCACUCAUAGGUGGGUGUUGAACAACAAAAACACAUGGACUCAGGGAGAGGAGCAUCACACACUGGGGAUGGUUGAGGGGC